Molecule: messenger RNA, 906 nt
Organism: Betta splendens (Siamese fighting fish)
Lineage: Eukaryota; Metazoa; Chordata; Actinopteri; Anabantiformes; Osphronemidae
Gene: atp6v1g1
Product: ATPase H+ transporting V1 subunit G1
Exons: 3
Coding region: 127-483 (118 amino acids)
Biological process (GO): proton transmembrane transport
Cellular component (GO): vacuolar proton-transporting V-type ATPase complex
Molecular function (GO): proton-transporting ATPase activity, rotational mechanism
Source: RefSeq, a predicted model, not a curated record
CGUGGUCGCGCUGCAUCGUGACGUGCCAUCAGCUGACUGAGUCCACGGACGACCAAGUCUAACCUUUCGUCGACUUUGCUGUCGUGCAUUCCUCUGGUUCUUCCUCCGGUUUGGCGCCGCUUCGACAUGGCGAGUCAGUCUCAGGGCAUCCAGCAGCUGCUGCAGGCCGAAAAGAGAGCGGCCGAGAAGGUGGCCGAAGCCCGCAAACGCAAGAACCGCCGUCUGAAGCAAGCCAAGGAAGAAGCCCAGGCUGAGAUCGAGCAAUAUCGUCUGCAGAGGGAGAAGGAAUUUAAAACCAAAGAAGCUGCCGCCCUGGGUUCCCAUGGUAACAGUGCAGUGGAGGUGGAUCGUGACACGGCUGAGCGGAUGGGUCGUAUCCAGGCCAGUUACCGUGGUAACAAGGAUGCGGUGCUGGGUGAGCUGCUGCGUCGUGUCUGCGACAUCCAGCCAGAGUUUCAUGUGAACUACCGUGUAGCUGGAUAAAGUCAAAAUGAGAUGGGCAGCGAGACUGAGGAAGCAUGGAUGUUAAGACCAUUAGCAUUUUUAGCUUCAUUAGUUUGGCUUACAGCCAAAACCUUUUAGUUCACUGUGUUGAUUCUAACCAACAACAAGCAAUCUUUAUUUUGAAUGUUCCUGACCUCAUGCUCUCCUGCUCCAUUUAAGAAGAUAAAUGUUGUCUGUCAUGAUCUUCAUGAAUUAUUUAUAUAUCAGGACUAGAUUUUGUUGUGCUGUUCAGUGUUUUCUGACCCUAAUAAAGUAAAAGUAUGUCAUGCAAAAGUCAAUGUGUUCGGAUCAGUCAGGGGGUAAAAUUGAUAGGCUUUUAUUUCUGUAACCAACUUUAUUUUUGUUAUCGUUUGUGGAGUGUUGUUGAUCAUAACUGAUUAAAGUGAUUGGUUAAAACUUUGA